CAAGAAACAAAAACAAAGACAAAAAAUAGUGUUUGUACUCCUUGGAAGAAGAAUGUGAGGAAGGAGUUAGGAGUCCAUCAAGACACUCAAAGCUGGCGCCUUAUUUCCCCUCUCAUCGUCAUCAUCAUCAUCAUCAUCAUCAUCAUCAUCUGCUACAACUCCUUCCCUUCCGCCAUUAAAACUCACCUCUUUUCUCUCUCCUCCAACCCUAAUUUCUUCCUCUCUCUUCACAUUUCACAUCUCCAUUCCCCCAAAUUAAAAACAAACCCUAAUUUCACCAAAUCAAGCAUCCAAAUCUCACCCUAAAACAAAUCAAAUGAAACCCACUGGAAAAUUAUUUACGAUCGGAUUGAUAACCUUCUGGUACUCCUCAAAUAUCGGUGUAAUCCUAUUGAACAAGUAUUUGUUGAGCAAUUAUGGAUUCAAAUAUCCGAUUUUCCUUACAAUGUGUCAUAUGACAGCUUGUUCUCUCCUGAGUUACAUCGCCAUUGUUUGGUUGAAGGUUGUUCCAAUGCAAAUGGUUCGAUCUCGCGUUCAAUUUGCGAAGAUCGCCGCCCUUUCCGCCAUCUUCUGCGCCUCUGUCGUCAGUGGUAACAUCUCUCUUCGCUAUCUCCCUGUCUCUUUCAAUCAGGCUGUCGGUGCUACGACGCCGUUUUUUACCGCCAUUUUUGCUUAUUUGAUGACCUUCAAGAGGGAGGCUUGGCUCACUUAUGUCACUCUCAUUCCUGUUGUUACUGGCGUUGUCAUUGCCAGUGGGGGAGAGCCCAUGUUUAAUUUGUUUGGAUUUAUAAUGUGCGUUGGAGCGACUGCUGCAAGAGCACUUAAGACAGUGCUUCAAGGAAUCUUAUUAUCUUCUGAAGGGGAGAAGCUCAAUUCUAUGAAUCUUCUUAUGUACAUGGCUCCUAUAGCUGUUGUUUGCCUUAUUCCUGCAGCACUUAUAAUGGAGAAAAAUGUAGUUGGGAUCACUGUAGCUCUUGCAAGAGAAGAUCUAAGCAUUGUUUGGUAUCUGCUCUUCAAUUCUGCACUGGCCUACUUUGUGAAUUUGACCAACUUUUUGGUGACCAACCACACAAGUGCAUUAACUCUCCAGGUUUUGGGAAAUGCCAAGGGAGCUGUUGCGGUUGUAAUCUCAAUUUUGAUCUUUAGGAACCCUGUAUCAGUGACUGGAAUGCUUGGCUACUGCCUCACGGUAAUAGGAGUUAUUCUCUACAGUGAAGCCAAAAAGCGGAGCAAAUAAGACUUCUCAUAUCAUCCGUAGUUGAUUAGAUUUAGGCCAGCCAUGUUGCAGUCUUCAACUCUGGGAACUUUGGCAAGCAUGUCCACACUCCAGUAACCUGAAGACCCAAAAUGAAACUAUUUUGUUAAGCGGAGUUUUAUUUAUGGCUCGAGACAGUGACUUUUGCAACUGUUAAAAGUGGAAAUCGUUCUGUUUUCAGCUACUGUCGUUGUAAUAAAUAAUUACUCCGUAGUAAUUUAUUUAGGGAAAAACAUUGAAUAUUUUUAGUCGCAGCACUCGUCAGUUCAAUUUUUUCGUGAAACUCAAAAAACCGUUGAAUUAUUUAUACAGGAAAUAUUUUUGCCGUCUAAAA
Messenger RNA from Spinacia oleracea (spinach), 1589 nucleotides. RefSeq names its product probable sugar phosphate/phosphate translocator At3g11320. The transcript is spliced from 4 exons. NCBI's taxonomy places the organism in Eukaryota, Viridiplantae, Streptophyta, Magnoliopsida, Caryophyllales, Amaranthaceae. The record is from RefSeq and is a predicted model, not a curated record. The coding region runs from base 317 to 1237 and encodes 306 amino acids.